UUUUAACAUUUCAUUAAAAUCGUUAUCUCAAGUCAACACAAUCUCACAGCAUUUCACACUCAGAAGCUGCUACAUAUUUUUCUUUCUUCUAUACUUUAAAUAGCCUCCCUAGAUUCUGCUUCUUCUUCUUCUUUUUUUCUCUUUUCUACUUUUGAUAUAUGCAUCAUCAAUGCAUGAUAAGGAGUAUAAACUAAUACUAUCUGGUAAUUUGUCGUUUUUAAUUAUUUCCUUUGUAUCAAAUUUGGUCAUAAUACGCAACAGUAAUGUUGUUUUUACGUCGGUCACAAUAGUGGUUCAGUUCUUCACAUUAUUACUUUGGUGGAAAUGGAAUAUCAGAAAAAUCAACUGAUAUGACAGACAAAUAUUAUGAUAGCAAAUCGGAGUCAGUGGAAAGUGGAACGUGGAAACACUAAUAUUAGUAGGUUCUUUAACAAAAAAAGUCGAUACAAGAAUCCUCUGAACACAGAAGUUGAUGAAUUAUAGCACGAGGCCAUUGGAAAAAAUAAAACCUAAGUUGAAAACAAAACAGUAACGGAGAAGCAAAACUCCAUCAAUCAAACCCAUUGCCCCCACAUUUGCUGCUAAUCAUCAAUCAAUGCUUCAACCACACUUUUGUUAACAAACCUCAUUAAUCCAACAAAAGUUUCAACAUUCCCCAAGAAGAAAAGACAGCAACUUUAAUCAAAGCUUCUCGAGUUUGUUGAGUAUCAAAAAGCAAAACAAGAAUCAUGAAGAAGAAAGGCACCAACAACAACAACUUUAGCCUUCUGUCUUUGUCUCUGUUCCUGAAUUGUUUGAUUCUAACAAACGGAUACAGCAUUGGAGUCGGAGUUGGAAUCGGCGGUGGAGACGGUGACGACGGCGGAGUUUGGAUAGGUGGAGGAAACCCUAAUUCCAAUCCUGGCUCAGCUCCAAACCAACAACAGACAACAAAUGCAGCUUACAAUGCUCUUCAAUCUUGGAAAUCCGCCAUUACAGAGGAUCCAUCUGGUGUUCUUAAAACAUGGGUUGGUGAAGAUGUUUGUUCUUACAGAGGCGUGUUCUGUUCUGGCUCAUCUAUAACCUCCAUAGAUCUAAACAAAGCAAAUCUCAAAGGCACCAUUGUUAAAGACCUCUCUUUACUCUCAGACCUAACCAUUCUUCAUCUCAACAGUAACAGAUUCUCUGGUCAAAUCCCAGAUUCUUUCAAGAAUCUUGAUUCUCUUCAAGAACUCGAUCUCAGCAACAACAGAUUCUCCGGUUCUUUCCCUCAAGUCACACUCUACAUCCCAAAUCUGGUUUACCUCGAUCUCCGGUUCAACAAUUUCACUGGCUCUAUACCGGAAAAUCUCUUCAACAAACAAUUAGACGCGAUUCUCCUCAACAACAAUCAAUUCACCGGAGAAAUCCCUGGGAAUCUCGGUUACUCUACAGCUUCGGUGAUUAAUCUCGCUAACAACAAAUUAUCCGGCGAAAUCCCGACGAGUUUCGGUAUCACCGGUUCGAAAUUGAAAGAGGUUUUGUUCUUGAAUAACCAGUUAACCGGUUGUAUACCGGAAUCAGUUGGUUUAUUCUCCGACAUUGAAGUGUUUGAUGUUAGUUUCAAUUCAUUGAUGGGUCAUGUCCCUGACACGAUCUCUUGCUUAUCGGAGAUUGAAGUUUUGAAUCUCGGACACAACAAAUUCUCCGGUGAUCUUCCUGAUUUGGUCUGUACUUUGAGGAAUCUGAUAAAUCUGACGGUUUCUUUCAACUUCUUCUCUGGGUUUAGCUCUCAGUGCUCGAGCCUUAGCGUUGGGUUUGAUUUCACCGGAAAUUGUAUUCCCGGUAAGGGUUAUCAACGGCCUCAGCCGGAUUGUUCGGCGAUUCCUGGUGGCCAAUUGAGCUGUUUUAGAAUUCCGGCGCAGCCGUUAACGUGUGCUGCGAUUAGCUUGGGGUUGAAGGUGGCUUCAUCUCCAUGAAAACAUAAAAAGUUCGAAGCUUUUGUAUUGGUUAUGCAAUUGUGACUUGAUAGAAGAAAAUGGUUUUUAUCAGUUACAUUAUUAAUCAAACUGAUUUAUAUUAGUAGAUAAAACUUAUUUCUGAUUUUGAAACCUUUGUAAUCUGAUCUUUCU
Messenger RNA from Arabidopsis thaliana (thale cress), 2090 nucleotides. RefSeq names its product Leucine-rich repeat (LRR) family protein. Gene Ontology annotation, cellular component: membrane. The coding region runs from base 729 to 1937 and encodes 402 amino acids. The record is from RefSeq and is marked reviewed. Lineage: Eukaryota; Viridiplantae; Streptophyta; Magnoliopsida; Brassicales; Brassicaceae. The transcript has 3 exons.